Molecule: messenger RNA, 3892 nt
Organism: Leptinotarsa decemlineata (Colorado potato beetle)
Lineage: Eukaryota; Metazoa; Arthropoda; Insecta; Coleoptera; Chrysomelidae
Gene: Usp15-31
Product: Ubiquitin specific protease 15/31
Biological process (GO): protein deubiquitination
Molecular function (GO): cysteine-type deubiquitinase activity
Source: RefSeq, a predicted model, not a curated record
UGUGUCAGUACUCAGUACUGUCAGUAGUCUGACAAUUGACAAAUGGCCGAAUUUGAGUAGUUUAGUUGUGUAGCAUUGAAUUAUGAAUUUUGGAUAUUUUAUAAAGUGAAGUUUAUUUUAUUAUGACUAUAAUGGUGUGAUGUGCGAAAGUGCAAAGUUUAUCAGAAAAAAAUCAAAUUCUACAGGAAUAUUGAACAGCAACGAAAUGACGCUCACUAUACCUGAUAACACUAUCCAACCCAAUGAAUUACCAAAAUUAAAAAGAUCUUUUACCUUGCCGAGAAAUCCAUUUAAUCCAACGAGAAUGUCAAAACGAAGAUCGAAAACGAAAGAUGAAUCGGAUUUGAAGAUAGUUACGAAUGAGGCUGAUCUAAACAAAAAAAUAUUCAGGCGACCUUCUAUAAGAAAGUUCAUAAAUAAAAUAGCACAACAUAUUGGAGGUGUGCCGGGCAUAAAUAGUAAUUUAGAAAACAACAGAGUUCCACCUGUAGGCCUACAAACUUGGGGACCCGAGGAUACUCCAGGAGUCACUGGUUUGAAAAAUCAUGGAAAUACUUGUUUCAUAAAUGCAGUUUUACAAUGUAUUUCACAUACCGAUGUUCUGGCCGAAUAUUUUGUUCUCGACAGAUAUAAAAUAGACUUAUCUCGAAGGAAUAAGCUCAACUCCAAGAAAUUUGGGACCAAAGGUGAAGUUACAGAACAGCUGGCAUUACUCCUUAAAGCCCUUUGGUCUUGCCAGUAUAGUCCUGAGUUAAGUACUAACUUUAAACAAGUGGUUGAAAGACAUGGGGCUCAGUAUAAGGGCACUCAACAGCAUGAUGCGCUGGAAUUUUUACAGUGGCUUCUAGAUAAAGUUCAUGAAGAUUUGAAUACUGCAUCCAAGAAAAAGUUUAAAUCUAUAAAGACUUCCGGAAGACCUGAUGAAGUUAUAGCCGCCGAAACACUGGAGAAUUACAAGAGGUGCAAUAACUCGUUCAUACAGGGCGUUUUCCAAGCACAGUACCGUUCUUCACUGAGUUGUUCGCGAUGUCGGACUCAGUCCAAUACAUUCGAUCCUUUUCAGUGUAUUUCUGUUCAGCUUCCACAGUUCCAUAAGCAUCCAAUAUACGUUACCGUUUUAUAUACUUCCCAACAACCCAGACAAGUCAGGAUUGGACUGAAUAUUCAAUCUGGUGCAACAAUCUGUGAACUACGGGAUAUUCUCGAAUCAGAUACCUCCAUAGAACGUGCCAACAUGCUGUUAACUGAAAUAGGUGAUUCCGGAUUCCUACGAACCUUCACCGACGCUCAACCCGUUGGAGUUAUUAGCGAAAUUGAUCCUAUUUAUUGCAUAGAAGUAGCACAACUGAAAGAUUUGCAAGAAGACACCACCAGCGCUUAUGUUUUAUUGUGCUGGAUUAAUGUUAUUGUUGAACAAGAAGACUGUCAGAGGUUUGAUUUUCAAAAUAAGAAUUUCUGAUCCGGCCUGUAAUGACAAUGAACCUCCUUGCUAUUUGGAACCUGACUUGGAACAUCCAUUAUUCAUGGAAGCUAUUGAUCAGGCCUUAGCCUUAUGUAGCGAAGACGGUGGUCCACAACAUGUGAAACUUGUUCUAGAAUGGAAAGUAGAGUCUAAGUUAGCCAUGAUUGCUGAAGAUAUUGAUAUGGUAGAGGAACAUUCAAGUGUCAAAAUGCUUCGAGCACAAGCGAUGCAUGGGGGAGCCCCGUUAACUCUCGAAGAAUGUUUAAGGGAUUAUACGGAGGCUGAAACUUUGACAGAUGCAUGGAGAUGUCCACACUGCCAGCAGUAUCAACCUGUGGUGAAAACUUUGGAUGUGUGGUCUCUUCCGGAUAUUCUUAUUGUACAUUUGAAACGGUUUCGACAGCAUGGUUUCAGAGGAGGUAACAGCACCAAACUCACGACAAUGGUGGAAUUCCCAGUGAAUGGUUUCGAUAUGUCACCUCAUCUAGCCAAUAAACGUGCUGCUACAUUGAAUCGUAAUAAUACCAUCACCGAAUCUAACCAUAUAACCAACAGUAGCUGGUCGCCUUGGAAGAGAUCUAGGAAACAUUCGACAUCAGCUGAUAACAUGUACGAUUUGUAUGCAGUUUGCUACCAUCACGGUUGCGAUUUAGAAACUGGCCAUUACACAGCCGCUUGCAAGAAUCCCUAUGAUAAUCAGUGGUACCUUUAUGAUGAUUCCAAAGUUGUUAAUCUCAGUAGAGAAGUAAAUGAUAUCAGCUCGUUGCUAGUCAACAACAGCGCCUACAUAUUAUUCUACCAGAAAAGAAAUGGCGUGUAUGUGAGCGCGAGUUCAAAUUGCAGCAGUGCGGCAAGUACGAGUUCAGUAGGUUCUGGACAGGAUCAUUGGGUUUCGCGGAUGCCGCGGUUCAUUCCUCCUAAAACCAUAAUCAAAUCAGAGGAAAACAAAACGUUACCUCAAAAGGAAGAUAUUUUUGAGGAGAGACAGAACCAUGCAGAAUCAAAAAUUGAAGAUAUUGCCAAAAAUGAAGAAAACGUGGCUCUGAGAAAUUCCCAAAAUACCUUACAUAGUAGUAGUAAUAGUUUGAGAAGGUCGUUAGACACACAAAAGUUGAAUAUGGAAAAUGAGAAAUGCCCACGAAACCAGUCGAAUUUGAGUUUGCCAAAUAGUUGUACCCCGACCGAACCUAAAAAGACUCUUUAUACAACGAGUAUAUACAUAAAUUCACCUAGCGAAGUAGAGACGACUAAUACUGAAAAAUCCCCGGUUUUGAGUUCUCAUAGGGUGGAAGGAGUGGUAGAAGACAAUGUGAGUGUUACGUUAAGAAAGGUUGAUAAGUUUGGGAAAGUGGAUAUUUUGUAUACCACCACUGCAGCUGUUCAUAGACAUUCGGAGGUUACUCCAACAAAAACGACUGAGACGUCUAUGAAGAGACAUUCAAUUCUUAUGUCACCACAGCCAACAAGGAAACUUCUUUCUCCUCAGCUAUCUGUAAAGAACAUUUCAGUUUGAAGUAAUAUUAAGAUCAAAACAUGUAUUUAAUGUAAAUAAUUCUAUUUAAGCACUCAAAACAUUUAUUGAGGAUGUUAGUUUCAUCACUGAAUGGCCUUGUAUCAAAAUAAUAUUCCUAUAAUUUUUCAUUUUAUAAUUUAUGAUUUUGGAUUUUUAAAUUAUUAUAAAUUUGUUUUUAAUAUUUUGUUGAUUACUGUUUUUGUUUUUCAGAUAUUUUAUUUUGAAUUAAGGUUUUUUUCUUUGUAAACAGUAUAUAUAUAGUAUUUAAAUGAAUUGUUUGUUAGCAUAUUAAACAAUUUAUUGUUAACAAAUUGAGUGAAUUUGUGAAUUGUAUAAGGUGAUAUUAUCGAUAUAAAGGAGAAAUAGGUGAAAUUUCAAUUUUUUGCAAUUGUCUAAUAUAUUGUUGAUUGAGGUGGAAUACACGUUUGUUGUUUCACCGACUUUCUAUCGAGUUUGCAUUAAUUUUUCGUGUGACCAAUUGAAUUUUUUCAAUUUAUGGGAUAUUAAAUAAUCAAAAAUUUAUAAAAAUUGUCUUUUUUACAGUAAAUAUAACAAUGCAGCCUGAAUUUAAUUUACAAUUUACUGUUAUGACAAAUCUGGUGGGACAACAUUCCAUUUCUCAACUUCAAUAUCUUAUGGAACAAAAACAAUAACUUAGGUCUAGUUCAUCUAAAAAGCAUUAUAUUUGGUAUACGUUUCUUACCUCUUUAAAAAUAUAAUAUUAUUGGACUUAUUAAUCACUGCUAAUUGUUUUACUCUUUUUCAGUAUUUGAAAAUGUUUGAAUGCUACACUUUUCUGAAUGUAAUGUCUUUAUUAGAUUAUCUAUCUCCUUCUAAUUAUGUAGCUGAAAAUUAUUGUAAAAUGUGCCUUAAAGAAGUUCUGUUUAUACCAGGUAAAUAAACAAAUUGAUAAAUAA